This is a messenger RNA of Nelumbo nucifera (sacred lotus), 1974 nucleotides long. Its product is annotated as bZIP transcription factor 1-B-like. Gene Ontology annotation, cellular component: nucleus. Gene Ontology annotation, molecular function: DNA-binding transcription factor activity; sequence-specific DNA binding. Lineage: Eukaryota; Viridiplantae; Streptophyta; Magnoliopsida; Proteales; Nelumbonaceae. The record is from RefSeq and is a predicted model, not a curated record. Gene Ontology annotation, biological process: regulation of DNA-templated transcription.
UGUGCAAACGCUCCUUUUACAACAAAAAACUCUCAGAGUAAAACGACCGGUUCGUCUCCCGUUCUCGAAACACCAACGAGGUUUAGGGCUUGCUUUGCUCCCUUACUGAGAAGAAGCGAGAGAGAGAGAGAGAGAGAGAGAGAGAUCUAGAGGACGUGGUGGGGCGACCGUUGCAGGGCUUGCUACUUGACUGAGAAGAAGCAAAUAUUGGUGGGAGAACGGUGAGGAGCGACUGCAAACAAUGUGGGGGAGCAACUAUUACAGGUUCUUCUCAGUCAAGUAUACUUUCUGCUUAUUAGUAAUAAGUAUGGGUGACAUGUAAAGCAUUGUUCAACCUUACAAACAUGGGGAAUGCUGAGACUGAUACUCCAACAAAGACACCAAAGUCAUCUUCAGCACAGGAGCAGCCUCCUGCUAGCAGUACUGCCACUGUAUUCCCUGAUUGGGCUUCAUUUCAGGCUUAUUAUAAUUCUGCUGGAACCCCUCCGAUUCCCCCACCUGGGUUUUUCCAUUCUCCUGUUGCAUCCAGUCCUCAAGCUCAUCCAUACAUGUGGGGACAGCACAUAAUCCCUCCAUAUGGCACACCGCCACCACCAUAUGUUACCAUGUAUACACACGGGGGAGUAUAUGCCCAUCCAUCCAUCCCUCCGGGAUCCCAUCCAUAUGGCCCCUAUGCAGUGCCUUCCCCAAAUGGAAUGGCUGAAGCUUCUGUUCCUGGGGCUGCUGAUGGUAAACCUAGUGAACAUAAGAGCAAGAUUCCUGUAAGGAGAUCAAAAGGAAGCUCAGCAAACUUGGAUAUGCUUGCAAGCAAGAAUGACACAGGGAAAACAUCUGGAGCAUCUGCUAAUGGUGGCUUAUCACAGAGUGCUGAAAGUGGGAGUGAUGGUUCUAGUGAAGGAAGUGAUGCCAAUUCCCAAAAUGGUUCUCACCAAAAGCCAUCUGGUGAACAAGGUUCUGCUGAUGCUGGGACCCAGAAUGGAAGCACUGCGUGCAGUAUGUCAAGCAGGGUUACACGGACACCUCCGGCUCAGGCUAUGUUGAACCAAAGUAUGGUUAUGGCAAUGCCACCAGCUGCUGUAUCUGGUCCAACAACAAACUUAAACAUUGGCAUGGACUACUGGGGAGCAGCUGCACCCUCCUCUAGUGCUACAACUAGGGCGAAGCUCCCUGUCAUUCCUGCUUCAACAGCCAUAGUUUCCUCAAAUCAAAUUGGAUCUCGAGAUGGAAAUCCCGAAGCUUGGUUACAGGAUGAAAGAGAGCUUAAGAGGCAACGGAGGAAACAGUCAAACAGGGAAUCAGCACGGCGCUCAAGGCUCAGGAAACAGGCUGAGUGUGAAGAACUUGCCCACCGUGUGGAGACAUUAAAAGAGGAGAACAGUACACUUAGAGAAGAAUUGGAACGUUUACGGGAGGAAUGUGAGAAACUAGCAUCUGAGAAUGCCUCUCUUACUGAGAAACUUAAGAAAUAUCAGGGACAAGAGUCUGGAGCAGAUGACCUUAAUAGCAAUCCUGAUGCCGAACCCUUGAAGGCAUCUAACACAGAGUCAAUCAAAAGUGAUGGCUGAGAGAUGAUAAUUUAGCGUUCGAGCACUUCUGCAGCAAUGCAGCUUAGUUUUCAGAAGCUGACUACUUGUGUUUCUAGUAUGCCCUCUGUUGUCCUGUUCCUUUUUGUGCAGUACAGAUGUGGCUCAGUAGGCUUAGGUAAAAUGGGGAAUAGAAGGCGUAGCUCUACUUGUUGUUAUCAGAAAGAUCCAUCUGGUAAUGUAAUAUUAAAAGAUCUAGAGUUCUAGACAGGAAUUGUUAACACUAGAAUUUUCUUAUUUUUUUUUGUCUAGCUAGCAGCUUGAGGAACUGAAAAGGAAUUGUAAUAAAUUCUUCGAGUGACAUUUUAAACUCCUUGUAUGCAUGAAUUUCUUUAGAUGCGUAGAAUACAGGUUUUGGAUUUCCAGACACCGAUUCUGGAUUUUUUGUUUA